Molecule: messenger RNA, 2942 nt
Organism: Oncorhynchus mykiss (rainbow trout)
Lineage: Eukaryota; Metazoa; Chordata; Actinopteri; Salmoniformes; Salmonidae
Product: amyloid-beta A4 precursor protein-binding family A member 1
Biological process (GO): chemical synaptic transmission
Cellular component (GO): dendritic spine; cytoplasm; plasma membrane
Molecular function (GO): amyloid-beta binding; protein binding
Source: RefSeq, a predicted model, not a curated record
CAACAUUGUUUGUAGCGGCAGAGAAGACCACCGAAACAAUUUAUGUAACUCUGUAGUAGAGAUGCAUACAACAGCAGCAUAUUAUGUUUCAUACACGAGACGGACGUACUGCUAAUUGACUCAGCACAGUGUUGUUAAAAGUGUAGCUAUUACUACGAAGACACUGCUAUAUUGCCGACUUGUUUCGUUGCAAAAGAGUUCCCAGCCACGUCAACUUCAUCCGUGGCAGUAAAGUUCAAGCAUUCAUCUGAUCCAGAAUUUAACAGGUCUACUUUCACAGUGAAACAGUAUAGUAACCCCUUUAAAUGGCUCAACCUUUGCCGAAACACCCCACAAGACAUUGAAAGGUGCUUGUAUGUGGAGUCUCUAUCAUGUCAACUUGUUGAUGUGUUGCCAAAGACCCGUACUCCUAUCCAGAAAAUGGAGGCCGAUAAUUGCCCUGCUGGAAACAAGGUGGAACAAACAGAUUCCUCACCUCAACAGGAGAACACUGCUUGUGGUGGACCUGCUGUAGGUGAUCCAGACAGUCAAAGCCAGUCACAUAAAGCUGCCUCCAAGGCUUCCCACCCUGAAUCAGAGGACCUGGACUCCUUUAACCUGAUAGAGCCCCCUCCUCUGGACUGGAGGUCAGACGACUCUAGUGAAGCAGGGUCAGUGGAAGAGAUGGAUGAUCCCAGCUUUCCUCCCUCCUCUGUCGCUGUGGACAGUCCAGAGGAUGUACUAGGUGAGUCCCUAUCUGCUGUGGAUGUAGUAGGUGAGUCCCUACCUCUCUUGGACACCAGUGACACUGUAGCUUUACCUGUGGCAGUUAGCCAGGAGGAGCUAAUCAACUUUGCUCCUGAGGAUAGAACCCCAACUGAACCGGUCCUGGAUCCUUGUGAAAAGGAAAGAGUGGUGGAGGAAGAGAAGAAGGUUGAGAUCUGGAGACCAGGUGACGAAGACCACACUCGGAUCCACCACCUGUUGAACCGACUCCAAGUCAUCAGAGAAAGCCCUUUCCCCAGGAACUCAAGCACUGACCCUGCACCAUCAGCGUUCUCUGAGUCCUCGGACUUUGACCCUGCAGGCCCAUCUCUGUUGACUGACGUCAGCCCUUUCCUACCAGAGCAGAACCUGAACCAGGCCUCGGGGCUGCUGUUCUCUGAGAGUCAACAGAGAGACCUAUUAGGGCUGCUGGAGUGUACAGAGAUCGGGGUUCCCCAGCCCAGUCCCUCUGAUACCCAUGUUCUUCCUUACAUGGCCCGGAGAGAAGAGAUGGAUGCGGUGGUGUCUGUCUCCUACAACCAGGAGGACGGGGAGAGGUUCUGGGACCACUUUGGGAACAGCGGGCGGCUGCGCCACAUAGAUGACUCCGUUGACUCUAUCCCAGAGGAUGAGGUCCCAGAGCCUGUGUGGAUGAAGUUAGGGGAGGAGGCUCCAGAGGAGGUCAACGAUGCAGAGAACAGUGAGCGGGGCACAGAGGACCACCCAGCCUAUAAAGAUGUGCCUGGCCCCUGUGACCCAGAUGACCUCCUGGAUGGGGUCAUAUUUGGGGCCAAGUACCUGGGCUCCACCCAGCUCAAGUCUGACAAAAACCCUUCCACCAAUGCCCGAAUGAAACAGGCCCAAGAGGCUGUGGACAGGAUCAAAGCCCCAGAGGGAGAGUCUCAGCCUAUGACUGAGGUGGAUCUCUUCAUCUCCACUCAGCGCAUCAAAGUCCUCAGCGCAGACACACAGGAGGCCAUGAUGGACCACGCUCUCCAGAUGAUCUCCUACAUCGCAGACAUCGGCAGCAUCGUGGUCCUGAUGGCCCGCAGGAAGCCGGCAGUGGGCCGUAAAGGCCAGGAGGAGAACCCCACCGGGGCCAACUCCCCCGGGCCACAGAAAAAGUGCUGCAUGAUCUGCCAUGUGUUUAACUCCGAUGAUGCACAGGUGAUCGCUCAGGCGAUUGGCCAGGCCUUCGGUGUGGCCUACCAGCAGUUCCUCCAUGCCAACGGCAUCAAGGCCAGCGAGCUAAAGCCCAGCGAGUACAGUGACUACCUGGGCACACAGGAGCUCUACAACGGAGACCUGGUGCACUUUUCUGAUUCAGAUAAUAUCAGAGAGGUGUCCAUCUCCAAGGCUCCCGGGGAGAUAGUGGGGGUGGCGGUGGUGGAGUCGGGCUGGGGGUCCAUCCUGCCCACGGUAGUGGUGGCCAACCUACUCCACGGUGGCCCUGCAGAGCGCUGCGGGGCCCUCAGCAUUGGAGACCGCAUCAUGUCUGUCAAUAGCACCAGCCUUGUGGGCCUCCCCAUAACUACCUGCCAGAGUAUCAUACGGGAUUUGAAAAACCAAGCUGAGGUGAAGCUCAGUAUUGUCCACUGCCCUCCCGUCACCAUGGCUAUAAUCAAGCGACCGGACCCAAAAUUUCAGUUGGGCUUCAGUGUGGAGGACGGCAUUAUCUGCAGUCUGAUGCGUGGAGGGAUUGCGGAGAGAGGUGGCAUCCGGGUCGGACACCGCAUCAUUGAAAUCAACGGACAGAGUGUGGUAGCCACUCCUCACGAGAAGAUCAUCCACAUUUUGACUAACGCAGUCGGGGAGAUUCACUUGAAGACAAUGCCAGCCUCUACAUAUCGCCUUCUAACGGGACAAGAUACGCCAGUAUUUCUCUGAGAGAACGGAGAAGAGUGCUGCUGCGCUCACAAGCAAACGAGCUAUACGCAAGCCAUUCUCCAACUAUACACAUGCCAUUCUCCAACUAUACACAGGCCAUUCUCCAACUAUACACAAGCCAUUCUCCAACUAUACACAUGCCAUUCUCCAACUAUACACAAUCCAUUAUCCAACUAUAACACAGGCCAUUCUCCAACUAUACACAUGCCAUUCUCCAACUAUAACACAGGCCAUUCUCCAACUAUACACAUGCCAUUCUCCAACUAUAACACAGGCCAUUCUCCAACUAUACACAGGCCAUUCUCCAACUA